Molecule: messenger RNA, 339 nt
Organism: Racocetra persica
Lineage: Eukaryota; Fungi; Glomeromycota; Glomeromycetes; Diversisporales; Gigasporaceae
Source: the annotation of a GenBank genome assembly
AUCGUUAAGCCACUUAAUGGUCUUUUUAUGAAUAAUGAAAAGACUGUUAAGUCACUUAACAGUCUUUUCAUGAUUCAUGAAAAGACCACCGUUAAGUUACUUAAUGGUCUUUUCAUGAAUUAUAAAAAGAUCAUUAAGUCACUUAACAGUCUUUUCAUUAUUCAUAAAAAGAUCGUUAAGUCACUUAACAGUCUUUUCAUGAUUCAUGAAAAGAUCAUUAAGUCACUUAAUGGUCUUUUCAUGAAUCAUGAAAAGAUCGUUAAGUCACUUAGCAUUCUUUUCAUGAAUCAUGAAAAGAUCAUUAAGUCACUUAACGGUCUUUUUAUGAAUCAUGAAAAG